AUGAAAAUACCUCUUAAUACUCUUGAGUAGCCUAAAGAAAUCGACCGUCGUGUAAUUUCUUACAAUUUAAAUUUAGAUCUUGGCAUCAAUCUUAACAAGCCCCCACUUCUUGGAAGAGUUGCUUUAAUUAGUGAAUGACAAGAGUAAUGUUAUCCACAAAUUAUCUUUGGGAUCUUUAACUUUACUUAUGGAUAAAUUAGAUGAUUAUAUAGAAAAUAUGGCUUAACAAGUAUAAUAAAACUCUAGGCAUGAUUGUUCGUAGUUGUUAAACCUCAUUAAUAGUUUAAUGGAAUAUGAAUGUUAUAGGUAAUUAUUUUAAAAAAUUUUGAUAGAAAAUUGUUUAAUUCAUUAGAACAUCUGUUAAGCAUAGUGGAGCAUACAGAUAAUUUGUAAAAUUAUGAGACUAUUAUGAACAUUCUGAUCAAAAUCUGUGAUUAAGCAAUAAAUAUAAACAAUCCUUAAUAGAAAGAAAUUUGCAAUUAAUAAUUAAGAGAUAAUAUUCCUAGAUUGAUUUAUCUGAAUAGAUUUCUUUUUGAUCAUAAUAAUACUCUUUCAUCUACUAAACUUGAAUUGAUUGAUUAUUAUCAUGAUGAUCCAAAUUAUUUUGCCAUUACAGAUAAUCCAAUUUAGUUUCCUUAAUUACAAUUUGAAUAUGUAGAACCAACUAUUUUAGAUGAAUCCUAUGCAGAUUUAUGUAAAAAUGGUGUUCAUAAGAAAGAAUUACAGCAUUAAACAUCAAUUAAAGUAUAAUAUAUUUAUUUAAUAUAUUUAGAAUUUUAAUAUUUAAGAUGAUAAAUCUAUGUCUGCACUUCUUUUAGCUAGAACAAUAUUAGAUUAGAAAGAUAUGCCUUUAACUCCAUUAAUAGAAGCAGUAAAAUAUAGAAUUUUAAUUUACAGAGGUUUAUCUGAAAAUAAAAUUGAAACAAAUACAUUAGUUUUAGGUAUGCACAUUUUAUCACUUGAAAUGAAUAUGUUAUUAGAUGCUUUCUGUUCAACUCAUGAUUGUGCUUUCUUGUUAGAUUAAGUAUUUAUUGAGAAAAUUGAAUAUGAAUAAUACUUCAGUAUUUAUACUAAAUUAUUUUAAUUGAAAACUGUAUAACCUAAAUUACUUGUAACUAUUUUAUCAACUUUGGAUGAAAUAUUAAUCACAGAAAGAUAAUAAGAUAAUGAAAUUGCAUUAAACACAGCUAAAAAUUAUGAUGAAACUUUUUUACAAUUGAUUUAUGAUGUUUUAUCAAUGUAACCACAUUAAAUUGAAAUUGAAUCAAGUUACCCAUUAAAAUAUAAUGGAUAAUUAUUAAAUGAAUAAUGUGCUAAAGAUGAAGAAGUUGCUUGUGGUAUAUUCAAAUUAUUUUCAUCUGAAUCUGGAGUGUUAUUAUUAAGUCGUAGUAAUAUAGCACUUGGAUCAUCAUAAGCUUUAAUUAGAACACUCCUUAUUUAAGAUAAUAAAUCAUUUUUGCCUCCUGAAAUUCUUAAAGCAGGAAUUGGAAUGUUAGGAAGAUUGUCUAGAAAAGAAGAUUUAUAAAGAGACCUUAAAAUAUUUAAUGAUCUAAUUAAAGUAGUUGAAAACCUCAUUUCUAUAGGACCUAAUCUUAUCAAACCUACAGAAUAAGGAUUUUAACAAGUUACUUUUGAUGAAACUGAUUCUAUUAUUUCAUUCUCUAUCUAGAGUAUUAAUGAACAUUUCAAAGACGAUCUUGGAAGAAGAUAUAAUAGAGCUAAUGCACCUACAAUUGCAAGAAAAGUAUCAGAAACUUAAAUCAUUAAAAAACUAUAAAAUUUGUUAUAAGACAGUAGAUAUACUCUUAUAAUACAAUAAACACUCAUUUUGAUUUCACAUCUUGCAAAUGAGGUUCCUACUCUUAUUGGAAGAUUAAUAGAUUCUUAAUUACCAUAAUAAUUAAAUUCGAUUAUACAGAGUAUAAAUUAUACUUAAAUUAAUAAUAAAAUGGUUAAUUCUAUAUUUUAAUUCUAUUUUAAUGUUUCAUUAAAAGAAGAAGGAUAUGAUCAAUUUAAUACUUUUGGCUUAUAAUUCAUGCAAAAAAUUCUUGAUUAUUGUUUAAUUUAAACUAAUUAACCUAAAGAUAUAUUAACAUCUUUAGGAUAGAAUAUUGCUAAAUAUCUACAAAAAAUUGAUAAAGUUGCUCCAUAGGUAAUUAAUAUAUUGAACAUUGGAUUGGAAAAACUUUAUAAUUAUUUAAUUGAAAAGAGAAAUAAUUUAAAAGAAGACACAUAUUAAUAAUAUUAUGAAAUUAUUACUAAAAUCUCAAAUCUAUCAAUUUUAGUUUUCAAAAUGAUUCAUAAUUUACAUCCAUCAUAAUAAGCUGAAAUGAAUGCCUAAGGAUUUUUUGAAAAAUUACUAUUGUUUUUUGAAUUUCCUACUUUUGAUUAUAAAAUUGACUUAACUAAAGUAUUUAGAUUAUUUGCCUAAUUAGAUGAAUUUGAUAAUCCAUUUAAAGCAUUAUCUAAAGUAUUUGUCUCAAUUUCUAAAUUGGAGAGUAAAUUAGGUUGUAACUUAGAAAAUUCAAAUAUUUUAAUUGAUGAAUCAUGUUAUAGCUCUGAGAAAUUCUUUCUUACAUGUUCUUUAGACUAAUUAUAAUAGAAAUUAGAAUUUGUUUCUUAUUAUUCUUAAACUGAGUCACUUAUGGAAGUAUUAAAACACUAUUUAAUGAAUGGUUAAAUCAGAUAUGAAUAAUAGGGAAUAGGAAAAUUGUUGAAUAAGAGUUGUUCCUUGCUUUUAAUAUUAAUAAGAUCUAUUAAGUAUGGGUAAGAUUAGAAGAUGGAUUAAGCUUUCAAAAAAUCUGUUUUCUAUUAAUAUAUAUAAUUAUUAAAGGUCAUUAUAAUUAAUUCAUAUAGAAUUACAAGAAGAAUUAAUAAUGAAUUACAACCACUUAGCAAUUUAUUUUGUUAAUUAAGUUAAAAUUUAAGGAAUGAAAAUAUUCAAGUAAUUUAAUUGCAUUCUUAUCUAAUUAAUGAUUUAUUAAAUAAUCUAGUUGAAGGUAAAAAGUAUGCAGAUUUUCAGAAUUUGCAUCCAGAUUUUAUAAGUCUUUUAAUAAACUCUGAUUUUUUAGAGAAUCUCAAAUCAGGAAUUAGUUCAUUUAUAUAAUUGGUUGGUUAGAAAAGUAAUAUUGAAUCUAUAGAUUUGCUUGGUUGGUAAUAUGCAAAUAUUAUAAAAUUAAUAUAUCUUAAUAAAAUAGAUUAAAGCAAGAAAAUGUAAGGAUACCUAUUGAUUCCAAAAUAAAUUGAAGAAAUAUAAAAUCUACUUACAAUUACCUAAUGUUUAUCAGAUGAUCCUAUAUAUACAAUUUAAGAAUAGUUACUUAAUAAAGCAAUAUUUAUUUUCAGACCUUCAUUCUUAUAAGAUUUAAUAUAGAAAGAUAGAGAUAACUUUUUCUAAAAAACAUAUUAAGGCUUAAGAGAUGAAAAUGGGGGUGAAGUAGAUAUACUUUAGUAAGAUCCAAAUGAAGUGAGAACAAAACUUAGAGAUAUGGGUUAUCAAGAAGAUGUAAUAACAAUUGCAUUAUAAAAUAAUGAUAUUUAUGAUGUGACAAGACUUACUGAUUGGAUAUAUGAAAAUUUAGAUUUAAUUGAAGAAUAGAAAGUCAAAAUGAUGGAAAUUCAAAAGAAUGAACCUUCCUUAGAAGUCAUUACAUAAAAAAUUCAUAAUAAAUAAAAGAAUCUUAAAUAAUAUAUCUAAACAAAUAUGUUAUAUUUUAGUAAAUUUGAAGAAAGUAUCUUCUAAUUAUUGGAAGGAUAGAUUAUGCCUUCAUUAUUAAAAUGUUUAAAAUAGGUUGUGUUUGAAUAAUUCAAAAUUUAACUCAAAUUCAAAGAUUGUGAACCUGAAAUCAAACCUCCAUCUACUGAUAAUAUGAAAGUCAUCAUUACAAUUUUGCAUUUUAUAUACAAAUAAAAAAAUCUUGUUGAAGAAUAUGAAAGCAUUGUAACUGAAUUAAUGAAGUUGGCUUAGGAAAUAAUGAAAUAAUAGGAUGAUCUAAGCCUAAAAGCUAUAAAUCAUAUUUUGGCAAUCUUAACCCUUUUUAUUACUGAUGAUUAAAAAAAGAAAAAAAAUCAUCAUGACACAGUAAAUGAUAUCCUUUUGGGAGUGAUUAACAUCUUAAAAGGCAAAGUCCAAAAUCAUACAACUUCAAAAAUUUGUAUUGAAAUUCUAGUUAGAGCAUUUUAAGUAAACAAAGAAAAUGUUUAAAAGUUUGUCUCUCAAAUGAGAGGAUUGGAAUAUCUGAUUAGAAUUAAAGGAGAUUCACAAAAUCAUAUGUUUCCCUUGACUAAAUUAGUACUUUCAAUUGUUCAUGAUAAGAGCUUAGUAAUUGCUUAGAUUGAAGCAAAAAUUAAAAAGUUACUAUAUAAUUAAGAAUAUAAUAAAGAAAUUGAAAAUAUCAAUAAACAAUAAUAAUAACCUUAAUCAUAGGUUCCAUAAUAACAUUAAACUCAUUAUCCCAUUUGUUUUUAACCAAUUUAUUAUAAUGUUCCUAUAACAAAUGACAUAAAGAUUGCCUCUAAUCACCCAGCAUUAUUAACCAUAUAAAAUCAUACAUUUUUUAAGGAUGAAGUAAAAGAGGUCAUGUCCCAUUUAUUUGAAGAUGGAGAAACAAUUGAUGGAGUUAAGUAUUUAAAUCUAAGAAAAGGUUGUUCAUUACACACUUUUGAUUGUGUUUAACCUACUAGUUUUUAAAAGCAUAAAGAACCUGAAACUGCAAAAAAAAGUAAAUAGAUCUAAAAAAAGAAGAAAAGCGAAGAUAAACUAUAAUUGCAAUCAAACUUUUAGCAUACUUAAGAAGCAUAAAUUUUAAUCAAAUUAUUAAUAUAAUAGAUGAUAAGUUCAUUUUUUGAAAAUGAAUAAUAUCAAUAUCAUUGGUAUACUAUUACUUAAGUAUUAUAAAUAAUGAUUAGACGUUAUCCUGUUUUAAUACCAAAAUUAGUAAGAGUAAAUUGUAGUAAAUUAUUAAAGCCUUAUUCAAAAUAAUUAAGUACAGAUUAUCAAGAUCUAGAAUUACCUAGAAAAAUCUCUUUUCUUACUCUUAUUACUAGAAUAAUGACUCCUGCAAAGAAUCUACUAUUUGAAUUAUGUUUAGAUAAUGUCUUAUUAUAUUAAAUGACUAAUAAUAAUAUAGUUCCAUUUUCAAAUGAAACAAGAAGAAAAAUUGUUAAUGAAUUGUAUGAUGGCAUUGAAAAAAGAAUUAAGUUAUUUGAUUCAAUUGUUUGUUAAUACUCAUAUACUUUGAUACGUUUGUUAUAGAUAAAGUCUGUGGCAAAGAUUUGUUAUAGAAAUAUUCAUGAUACAGCAAAUUCAUUUAACUUUAUUAAAUUAUAUAUGGAUGGAAUGAAGAGCUUUGAGUUAAAGUCAUAUUAUAUUUAUGAAAAGGAAUUACAAUUCAUUACAGAAACCCUAGCAGUUCUUUUCAAUAUGGCUAUUUAUCUUUUAUUUUAUAAGCCUACACCAAUUAUCAUAUCUAAAUAACAAUAAGAAUAAUAUGGAGAUCAUUUUCAAUUACAAGGUAUGAUAGGAUAAUUAUUGCCAGAAGAAAUUAAUUCCCAAUUAGUACCAAAUAAAAGUAUUUUAUAUCAAGAUUCAAUCAAAUAUUUCUAAAAAUGGCCAUUAUUACCCAUUUCAUUUCUAGAAGAAUUGAAUUAAAAUUAAUAACAUGAAGAAAUAGAAUUUUAAUAGUUCUUAUCUCCUUUUAGAAGAAGAAAUAGACUUGUAAAUGUUGAAUUGAUUGCAAAUAUUGAUGAAGAUGAUGGUAUGUUAGAAUUAGAAUAUGAUGAUAAUGAUAUGUAAAGUGAAUAAAGUGGAGACUCUCAUAAUUCUCAUGAAUCAGCUCCAGAAGAUCUUGAAGAAGAGGAAAAUAGUUGGGUAUCUAGUUAAAGUGGAAAUAAUCAAAUAGAAGCUGAGGAAGCAUAGAAUUCUUCAUCAAGUUGGACUGAUGAAGAAGAUGAAGAUGAAGAUAAUGAUUAAUAAGAGGAAGGAAGUGAAUAAGAAGAAUAGGAAGAAGAAAAUGCUUUAAAUAGUGAUUUAUAGAGUGAAAAUGAAGAAGAUAUUGAUUAAGAAGAAGAUGAAGAAGAACAUGAUGAAGAUUAAGAAGAAGGAAUUAUUGAUGAAGCAAAUGAUGGAUUUGAAUAAGAGGUUUAAAAUAAUGAAAUUUCAGAAGAAAAUAUUGAAGUCACAAAACAAUUUCAUCAUCUUACUAGUAGAGAAGAUUAGGCAUUUGCUAAAAUGACUAAAUCUAUCACUCAAUUAAUUGGCAUUCAAUUUCCAUAAUAAUUUGCCAAAAUUUUAGAUAAAUUAGUUCAUUCUCUACCAAAAUUGAAUUCACCUGAUGAUUCUCAACCAAUUAAUUGGUGGACAGAAUUAACACAAUAUAUCUAAAAAUCAUUUUAAUUUGAUGAGAGAUCAUACGGAUAAGAUUUGAGAAUGCAACCACUUAUUAGAGAUAAUAGAUUCAGUACUGAAAUCUUUAGAAUUGAUUAAAAUGAUAGGAUCAUUAACAGAUUUUAAGCAGCAAGAUUUGAUUUAAUUGAUAGAUUAGGAAGAAAUGAAUAGCUUAUAUUAGAUAGAUUCAGAUCGUUAUAAUUUAGAAAUAGACGAGAAGAAUAAUAACUUGAAUUACAACUUUAAUAAUAACUUUAACCAUAAGCCAAUAUGCAUUAAUAACAGUAAUAAACUUUGUAACAUCUCAACAGAGAAUAAUAAUUUAUGCGAUUAUUCAAUUGGAAUUAAAUGUAAUAAAGUUUAUAACAACCACAAUAAUAAUUACCUAAUAUUGCUUCUUUAUAAUAAACCUCUUUGAAUUUAUAAAACAUAUAAGAUUAAUUAUAAUAAUCUUUCUUGAACUUAUUAAAUACUAAUUAAAGCUUAUAGUAAUUCUAAUUAUAAUAUUAAGAGCAACAAUAAUUAUAAUAAUCGUAACAAUAAUAGCAAUAGUAAUAAUAAUAAUAAUAGUAAUAGCAAUAGUAAUAAUAAUAAUAAUAAUAAUAAUAAUAAUAAUAAUAAUAAUAAUAAUAAUAAUAAUAAUAAAUAUAAUAAUAGUUAGAUUAAUAAUAACUUUAACAACAAAUAUAAUUUGAAGAGCCAUAAUUUAAUGUACCAGAAGUAAUGUAAAUAGAACUAUAAGUUUAAAAAUCUGAAUAAUUAUAAGAAUAAUAAUAAUAACAACAAUAAUAAUAGUAAUAAUAACAAUAAUAAUAAUAAUUCAUGCAAACAGAAGAAUAACCUUAAAAAGUAGAAUAAACAAAUUUAAAUAUUUAAUAAUAAUCAUAAUCUUAAAAUUUAGAAUAACUUUAUCCAAAUACUUUCAAUUUCUUAUAAAGAGUAGGAAAAUCUUUUGAUGAUCUACUAAACAACAAUAUUGAUCCCUCAGUAUUUGAAGAUUUAUCAGAAGAUAUGAUGGCUGAUAUAAUUUCCACUAUCCCAGAUAAUAAAGAAAUUAAUAAUAUUGAAGGAAUAGAUCCAUAAUUUUUAUAAUCAUUACCCCCAGAAAUUAGAAGAGAAAUUUAUUAAUAAUAUGUAUAACCUACUUAAACUCAACCUUAAUAAUUAUCAGACUUGGAUCAAUUAAUCGCCUUAAUUAAUUAAACUCCUUAUGAUGAUAGAGAAGAAAUGUAUUUGUAAAUAAGUGCUGAAUAAGUCAGAAAUCUACCAUAAGACUUAAGAUAGGAAGCUACUUAUAUAAGAGAACGAGCUGAUUAAAGAGCCAUAGAAUAGACAGAAAGAUAAUUGUACUAUUAAAUUGAUCCGUAGUAAUAACAUUAACGUAAUCCUAAUCCAUAACCAUAAUAAUAAAGAAAAGAAAAUCAAAAGUCUUUGAAUUUGAAGAACUUACUCUAAACUUAAAGACAUUUGGUUUAGAAAUUAGGUAAUGUGGAUGAUGAAUUUGCAGAAUCUCUACUUAGAUUACUUUAUGUUGAAUCACAUAGUUUUAUGAAUUUUCCAAUUAAUCUAUUCAUUGCUUUGACAAACAAUCCAAAUGUGGAAUAUAAGUUGAUUGACGCUUUAUUCUUCAUUCUUAAGAAUCAUAAUCAUAGAAUUGAGUAGAGUGAAUUCCCUCCAUAAAUAUUAAUAAGAAGAAAUGGAUUAAUAAGAGAUUAAAGAAAGAUAUAUGAGAUAGUUUCAUUAAAGAUUUUGUAUUUAAUUUCAAAAUUGCAGGGUCCAUCAAUAAAGUAUUUCUUUGAAACAAAAAAAUAACUAUAAUUGUAAUCAAUAGCCAGAUUGUCAGAAGGUACUUAGAACCUUCCAUUGUUAUAAUUAAUUCAGCUUUUACCUAUGUUUAAGGGUGAUCAUCAAGAAUUAUUGAUAUAAGCUAUAUCAAAUAUCACAACAAAGUAGAAGGAUUUUAAACAAGAUUAAUUAAAUUUAGAUUAAAAAUCUGUAGAAUGUGUUUGUACAAUAUUAUUGCAAAAUAUGAAUAGAAGUGUUAAAAGCUUUUCUCAUAUUAUCUUAAAUCUUAGUAAUAAUAAAGAGAACCAAUAAUUGAUAAUAAAAUAUAUAAAGGAAUUUAUUUAAAAAAUAACCAGAGAAAUAAAUAAUAAUUUUGCCAAACAAUGUUAAUAUGAUGAGAUCUUUACUGCAGAUAAAGCUUUGAUAAAUGUAUUUUAAUUUGUUAGAGAAAUGAAUGAUAAAAUUGGUGAGAAUAAUGACCAACAAGAUACAAGAAGUAAUUUCAAGGAAUUGUUAGAAGAUUAAGGUUUAGUAUAAUUAUGGAGAAAUUUGAUAAAAUUAUUAUAAGACAUUCCAUAAGAAAAAUUAGCAAAAUUAAGUACUAAAAUAUCUCCAUAUUUGGAAUGCUUUUUCAUUAUAUAUUAAUUAGUUAAUCCUAUUAGAAAGAACAAAAACAUUUAGAGAGAACCAACAAAGAUUGCUAGUAUGGAAGGACAAUAACAAGAGGUUUAAGAAUAAUAAUUGCAUGAUGAAUUAUUCUAAUAGAUUUGCGAGAGUGGCAAGGUUCUAUUGAAUAUGAUGAUUAGAGAAAGAUUGUAAGAAUUGAGAGAGAAAGGCAAAAUAGUUAAUGAUUCUUUAGGAGUUAUAAUAUUUAAGAAUCCUAGAAUAGUAGAUUUUGAUAAUAAAUAGAAAUAUUUCAAGAUGGAAUUGAAAUAAUUGAAAAUGUAAAAUAACAGACAUCAUUAUGGAAAUGUAAAUAUAAGAUGUAGAAGAAAGGAUAUAUUUAUGGAUUCUUAUCAUCGUAUAAGUAAAUUAAAACCAGAAGAAUUGAAAGGUAAAUUACAUGUAGAAUUUGAUGGAGAAGAAGGUAUUGAUGCAGGUGGAGUCUCUAGAGAAUGGUUUUUAAUGCUUUCAAAAGAGAUUUUCAAUCCUAAUUAUGCUCUCUUUACUCCAUCAUUAAAUGGUCAAAUGUUUUAACCAAGCAAUAAAUCUCAUGUGAAUCCAGACCAUGUUAAAUAUUUUAAAUUUAUUGGAAGAAUUGUAGGUAAAGCAUUAUAUGAUGGAUAAUUAUUGGAUACAUAUUUUACUAGAUCAUUUUAUAAACAUAUUUUGGGUUAGAAAUUAACAAUUCAUGAUAUGGAAGAUAUUGAUUUGAAUGAAUACAAUAGUAUGAAGAAAAUUUUGGAAUAAAAUGUUACAGAUUGGGGAAUCUAUUGGACAUAUAAUGUUGAUCAUUUUGGUAAACUUGAAGAAAGAGAACUAAUUGAAGGAGGAAAAACUAAAUUAGUAACUGAAGAAAAUAAAUUGGAAUAUGUUCAGACUUAUUGUUAUUAAAAAAUGGCUAAAGAAAUUAAAGAUUAAAUUGAGGCCUUUUUAAAUGGAUUCCAUGAAUUGAUACCAUAAUCAUUAGUAAGUAUUUUUGAAUGGAAGGAGAUGGAAUUAAUGUUAUGUGGUCUACCUGAUAUUGAUCGUAAAUUUAUUUUAUUUAUUAUUUUAGUUGAGGAUAUGAAAGAGAACAUUGAAUAUCAUGGUUAUGAUAAAGGAGAUAAAGGAGAUAAAGGAGAUAAAGUGAUUUAAUGGUUAUGGGAAUUGUUGGAGAGUUUUGAUAAGAGUAAGAGAGCAGCAUUCUUAUAAUUUGUUACAGGUAUUUCAUAAAUCAAUCAUAUUUUAGGUACUUCUAAAGUUCCUUUAGGCGGUUUCAAAGAAUUAAAAGGAAUGCAUGGCCCUUAAAAAAUAUAAAUACAUAAAAAACCUUAUGUCAAUUUUGAAUUACCUACUUCACACACAUGGUAAAUAUUAAUUCUAUAUAAUUUAGCUUUAAUUAAUUAGACUUACCUGAUUAUCCAGCUAGAUAAAUUUUAAAGGAGAAAUUAGAGUUGGCUAUUAUGGAAGGUAAAGAAGGUUUUGGUUUUGCUUGAU
Molecule: messenger RNA, 10309 nt
Organism: Paramecium pentaurelia
Lineage: Eukaryota; Ciliophora; Oligohymenophorea; Peniculida; Parameciidae
Source: the annotation of a GenBank genome assembly